AAAAAUUCAAGACAAAAGAUGGACGACCGACCUUUGCGGGUGUUGACCGUGGCCACGUCCCCUUACUGCGACCAGAGGCCCGGUCCGGACGGUCUGAGAAGAAAGGUCCGUGUCUUCCAGUCCAGGAGGAACUAUCUGCACAACUUCAUCCAGAGUAUCUUCUCGUCCGUCGACCUGCGUGACCGGCAGGGUUCCACCGUGGUGGUGGGGGGAGACGGACGCUUCUUCAACCAAACGGCCAUCGAGGUCAUCGUGCAGAUGGCGGCCGCCAACGGGGUGGGCCGCGUCGUCGUUGGCCAUCGCGGGCUAAUGUCCGCGCCGGCCUGCUCCUGCGUGAUCAGGAAAUUCAAAGCCGUCGGCGGCAUCGUCCUCGCUGCCGCCCACGAGCCGGCAGGACCCGACGGAGACCUCGGCAUCAAGUUCAACACCGCAAAUGGAGGACCGGCCGCCGAUGCUGUCACGGACAAAAUCUACCAGAUCAGCAGAACCAUUGAAGAGUUUGCCAUCUGCCCUGGACUCAGACUGGAUCUGACAACUCUGGGCAAGCAGACCUUCGAUCUGGAGAACAAGUUCAAACCUUUCACAGUGGACAUUGUGGACGGGGUGGAGUCCUACGCCAACUUGAUGAGGAACAUCUUUGACUUUGCUGCCCUGAAGGAGCUCCUGUCCGGCGAGAACCGCAUCACGGUACGACUGGACGCCAUGCACGGAGUGCUCGGCCCAUGCGUGAAGCGAAUACUGUGCGACGAGUUGGGCUGUCCCGCCAAUUCCGCCGUUAAUUGUCUUCCAACGGAGGACUUUGGAGGUCGACAUCGCGACCCCGACCCCAUCUACGCCGCAGACCCGCUCGACAGCAUGAGGGACGGCGACUACGACUUUGGUGCAGCGUUGGAUGGGGACGGGGAUCAGAACGUGAUCCUCGGGAAGCACGGCGUGUCGGUCACCCCGUCUGACUCCGUGGCCGUGAUCGCCGACAACAUCUUCUGCAUCCCGUACUUUCGGCACAGAGGGGUGAGGGGCUUCGCCCGCAGCAUGCCCACAAGUGCGGCCCUGGACAGAGUAGCCAAGGCAACAAAAAUCGAGCUGCACGAAACUCCCGCUGGAUGGAAGUUCUUUGGAAAGUUAAUGGACGCGGGACGACUGUCGUUAUGCGGAGAUGAAAGCUUCGGAACAAGUGGGGAGCACAUUCGCGAGAAGGACGCGCUUUGGGCUGCACUGGCGUGGCUCUCCAUCCUGGCCACCACGGGGCAAAGCGUGCAGGACCUGCUCCAGAACCACUGGCUGAAAUAUGGGAGAAACUACUUCAGCAGAUAUGACUACGAGAACAUCGACAUCGACACAGCCUGCGAAAUGAUGGAGGAGCUGGAGAUCACGAUCGCACAAAAGUCCUUCGUCAGGCAACGAUUUGCAGUGGACGACAAAAUCUACCAAGUGGAAAAAGCCGACAAUUUUGAAUACACCGACCCAGUGGACGGCAGCAUCGCCCGGAACCAGGGCCUGCGGAUAAUCUUCUCAGGCGGAUCUCGAAUCGUCUUCAGACUCAACGGCUCGAGCGGCGCCGGGGCCACGGUUCGGAUCUACCUGGAAACCUUUGAGAAGGAGGACAUUUUUCAAGAAACUCAGGUGGUGCUGGCACCGCUAGCUACCAUCGCCCUGAAGAUUUCGCAGCUUCAUCGCAGGACGGGUCGAACCGGACCCUCAGUCAUCACCUGA
Molecule: messenger RNA, 1713 nt
Organism: Syngnathoides biaculeatus (alligator pipefish)
Lineage: Eukaryota; Metazoa; Chordata; Actinopteri; Syngnathiformes; Syngnathidae
Product: phosphoglucomutase-1-like
Exons: 11
Coding region: 19-1713 (564 amino acids)
Biological process (GO): carbohydrate metabolic process
Cellular component (GO): cytosol
Molecular function (GO): phosphoglucomutase activity
Source: RefSeq, a predicted model, not a curated record